CGGUUCCAAACAAAUGAACAUAAUCCGAGUUGGUAUACUUGCGUGUUUCUGCUGCGGAUUGGCAUAUCUUUGUGUUAGAACUAAAGAGAAAGGUCUGCCUCCUGUCCAGCUAAUGGUUCUUUGAGGAAAAAUAGAGGAUUGGCACAACGCAUUUCUGAGAGAAUACCUGGAAAACAUGAACGCACGACUGCCACGCCGAAAAGCCGAGGAAGUCACAACAUGCAGGCUCGUCUCCUGCCGCUCUGGAGCAGGGGAAGUGAGAGAGGGGCUGAUAGGAGGAGCAUGAAAGAAGGAGGGCACUAGUUUUGAAAGUGUUCUAGAGAGAGAGAGAGAGAGAGAGAGAGCGGCACUGCUGGCACUGGACUCACUGCACUGCAGGUGGAUCACAUCCGUCUGCUCCAAGAAGGUUCUAAGGCAGCCGGUACAAGAUUUCCUAAAGCAAACAAGGUCAGAUUCAUAGCGGCAGUCAUCCAGCGAAGGACCGAGGCAGAGCAGGGAUGAGCGUGGACGUCCACCACGGGGUUGUGACCACCCCUCCCCCACCCAGCGGCGGCCCCAGGGAGCGCUACUUUGACCGAGUCAACGUCAACGACCCGGAGUACCUCAGAGCCAGGAACAUGUCGCCCGAUCUUCGGCAGGACUUCAACGUUCUGGAACAGAAGAAACGGGUCACGCAGAUACUACAAAGCCCGGCCUUCAAGGAGGAGUUGGAGAGUCUGAUCCAAGAGCAGCAGCGCAAAGGGAACAACCCGACUGGUCUGUUGGCCCUCAGACAGAUCGCUGACUUCUUCAUGGCGAGUUCAGUGGCCGGUUUCAACACUUCCCCACUCAGUUUGGGAAUGGUGACUCCCAUUAACGACAUGUACGGUGUGGAACCAAGCACCAUGGUGAAAGGAGAGAAGCUGACCCGCUGCAAACUGUCCAGCCUCUACAGACUGGUGGACCUGUUCAGUUGGGCCCACUCUAUCAGCACCUACAUCACUUGCCGAGUCAGCAAAGAGCAAGAUCACAUCCUCAUCAUCCCCCGAGGACUUUCAUUUGCUGAGGCAUCCGCAUCAAACCUGGUGAAGGUGAACAUCAUCGGGAACGUCAUCGAGCAGGGCUCAACCAACCUGACCGUGGACUCUGCUGGGUUCAGCCCGCAUGCUGCCAUCUACUCCAUGCGCCCAGACAUCCGCUGUGUCAUACACCUGCACACCCCUGCCACGGCUGCUGUGUCAUCUAUGAAGUGCGGCCUCCUACCCAUUUCGCAGGAGUCGCUCAUUCUGGGGGACAUCGCCUACUACAACUACCAGGGCAGCCUGGACGAGCCAGAGGAGCGCAAAGAGCUCCAAAAGGCCCUGGGGCCCACAGCGAAGGUUCUGGUACUGAGGAAUCACGGCCUGGUAGCUCUGGGGGAGACCAUGGAAGAGGCCUUUCACUACAUCUACAAUGCACAAUUUGCCUGUGAAAUCCAGGUGAACGCCAUCUCAUGUGCCGGCACCAUAGACAACCUGAUCGUGCUCGAUCAAGAGAAGUACAAAACACGUGUGCACGAGGUGGCCGCAACAUUUUCCACCAACAUGAGCAGCCCGGUGAAGUGGAAGGUCGGCGAGCUGGAGUUUGAGUCUCUGAUGAGGAUGCUGGAUAACCUGGGCUACAGGACAGGUUACGCCUAUCGCCAUCCAAUUGUGCGAGAGAAGCCCAGGCACAAGAGCGACGUGGAGAUCCCCGCCACCGUCACUGCGUUUAUGUUCGAGGAGGACAUGGACGCCACGCGGUUGCCCUUCAAGUUCCUCCUGCAGCGGCAGCAGAGGGAGAAGACGCGCUGGCUCAACUCGCCCAACAGCUACACCAAGGUCAACGUGGAGGGUGGAGACGAGCGCUACAACCACAACAGGACGACCACGUGGUUAAAGGCCGAGGAGACAGGAACCCCGAUCCGGAUUGAGGACCCUAAUCAGUUUGUCCCGCUCAACACAGACCCCAAGGAGGUGCUGCAAAAGAGGAACAAAAUUAGAGAGCAGAACCGGUGUGACGUGAUGACCUCGGGACCUCGCUCUCAGCACCUCGCCGGCAUCCCGGUUGAUCAACCACGACGGGAUCUGGUGCAGAUAAACAUUCUGCCAUACGUGCCCACAGAGGAGGAACAGAUGGCCCCGCAGCCUCCCAACCCUUUCAGUGAGCUGUCCGAGAAAGAACUGGAAGAGUAUCGCAAAAACGUGGAGAGGAGGCAACUGGGUCUCGAUGGCGAGCACGAGCUAACCUCCGACGACGGCUCCACACUCUCCCAGUCUCUGUCACUCACCCAGUCACCACUAAGCACGCCGGCUAAACAAGCCAACCACUCGGGCCUGACGAACGGCAAAGACAACCACUGUCACGCGGACGACCAGCUGUCCGAGCGCGUCGGCCAGCUCCACGGCGGCGUGGACAUCACGGUGCGCCCGGGCGAGAAGAUCGAGGAGGUUCUGUCCCAGGAGAGCUCGCCCUCCAAGUCGCCCAACGGCAAGAAGAAGAAGAAGUUCCGCACGCCGUCCUUCCUGAAGAAGAACAAAAAGAAAGAGAAGGCGGAGGCUUGAGUGAUUAGAUAAGAAAGAGCGUGGCGGCCAUCUUUUUUUGUGUUGUCUUUUACAUUGUCUACGUUUUCCUGUCCAAUUUUUUUAAAGGUUUUAUACGCAAAAGAGCAGAAUGCAUGAUUGGAUCAGUUGUAAUGAAAAGAAGGCAGGGGGUGGGCUCUUUGCAGGCUCCACCUGGGCUACAGCUCAUCUAGACGCUCAUCAACGACAUCACCCUGGCGUUAUUUCAAUCAGGUCGCGACAAAACUGCACUCGCCUGGCAGCCCCCCCCCCCCAUCACUGAGGGGAGACAGGAAGUCCCCCCGCAGGUGUUGCAGGUGUAACAUAACUGGAGCUAAAAAGGAGCACAGUAAUGUUGACACUCAAUAUUUAUGUAGCAUUUUUCUCUCAUUUGGACAAACCUAAAAUUGAGUCAUCUCAUGAAUUUUUACUCAUUCUGCAGACGCCGACUUUCUCUCUUUUGGCUCGCACGAUAUUGUGAAGUCGAGAAUACAAAAGUGACGACAUCUCCCCACGAUACGAUAAUAACUGGAAACGUGUAAGUCUAUUUUUUUUUUUCAUUUUUGGGACGUGCCGGAACUUUUCCUGGUGACUUUUGUAAAAGGGACGGCAAGUAGCAACGCCUGCGAGGCGUGGAAAGUGGAGACGGAGUUUCAAAAAGGUGUGUGUAAACAGGAAGUGGCGCUGAUGUCGCCAAGGGAUGUUAGGGCCACACUGACGAGUCACUUUUUCCUUCACUUGCGGGAAUAAAAUCGUGAUCGUUUUGUCAAGUAAAAGCCGAAACCUCAAAGAAAAGAUUGGAAAAUUUGCCAGAAUUUUUGCUUUGUUUUCAGCGUGUUCCUGGAAGAACUGAUGAGUUCUUACCCAGCAGGCACCAGCCUUCGAUGUCCUUUAAAAUCGACUUUAAAACAACGUUGCAGAAUAGUUGCACGAACCCCGUUUCCAUAUAAGUUGGGAAAUUGUGUUUGAUGUAAAUAUAAACAAAAUACAAUGAUUUGCAAGUCAUUUUCAACCCAUAUUCAGUUGAAUAUGCUACAAAGACAACAUAUUUGAUGUUCAAACUCAAACUAUUUUCUUGCAAAAUAAUCAUUAACUUUAGAAUUUGAUGCCAGCAACACGUGACAAAGAAGUUGGGAAAGGUGGCAAUAAAUAUUAAUAAAGUUGAGGAAUGCUCAUCAAACACUUAUUUGGAACAUCCCACAGGUGUGCAGUCUAAUUGGGAACAGGUGGGUGCCAUGAUUGGGUAUAAAAACAGCGCCGUCUUUUUCAUGGACGCCCCUGCUUAUUUCAGCAAGACAAUGCCAAGCCACAUUCAGCACGUGUUACAACACUGUGGCUUCGUUAAAAAAAAAAAAAAGUGUGGGUACUUUCCUGGCCCACCUGCAGUCCAAACCUGUGGACUGCAUGAAGUGUAAAAUACGACAGCGGAGACCCCGGACUGUUGAACGACUGAAGCUCUACAUAAAACAAGAAUGGGAAAGAAUUCCAACUUCAAUUAGUUUCCUCAGUUCCAAAACGUUGUAGUGUUGUUAAAAGAAAAGGUGAUGUAACACAGUGGUGAACAUGCCCGUUCCCAACUACUUUGACACGUGUUGCAGCCAUGAAAUUCUAAGUUAAUUAUUAUUUGCACAAAAAAAAAAUAAAGUUUAUGAGUUUGAACCUCAAAUAUCUUGUUAUUGUAGUGCAUUCAAUUGAAUAUGGGUUAAAAAGGAUUUCCAAAUCAUUGUAUUCCGUUUAUAUUUACAUCUAACACAAUUUCCCAACUCUUAUGGAAACAGGGUUUGUAUUUGUAAUUGAGACUACGUUGAUGUCAAACGUUGGAUCCCCGUUGUUGGUUGGGAAAUGAUCAAAUUUCAAACGGUCAGAACCCAACUGUUGGUAAAGGGAACGAGGCAACACCAGGGCAGAACUGCGGUUUAGAUGGUUUAUUCAAACCUUUGAUGAAUGUGUGGGGUGUGUAUGCUACCACUAGUGAAUAAAUGCGGACGAUGUUUGGAAUUAAGAGGCAGUCAGCAGGAAGGCAAACAGUCGGGGGCUGGAGAGAGGCAACGAUGUGCUGGUCCAAGCAGUGGUCGAGGAUCGGGGAAGGCAAGCAAAGAUCAGGGAGGAGGUCGUGAGGCAAGACACGAUUACGGUAGACACUGGAAGACACAAAGGACAUCAAGACGGGAACAAGGAAAAACACAAAGAAGGCGAGCAAGGAACGAGGGAGGGGGUGCCAGACGUGAUUCUUACUCAGGGGCGAAGGUCUCCUGGCUUCGCUGGUCUUUUAUGCCGCUCCCUCUCUUCAGGACCAGGUGCGGUGAUGUGUGAUUGUCUGCAGCCUUUUUGCUGUGUGGACGUGCCGCGCUCAGCACGAGCAGUGUCGUGUCAUGUAGCCAGAGGAGGAAUCUUGACACUCAGUUGCAGGAGCAACACGGGUUCGAAUCCGCGCCGUGACACCAACAUUGAUUCAACGUCGUCCAAAAAAAUGGUGUUUCAACGUUAUGUUUGAGUCGCUAAUUCAACAAGUUCUCAACGUUGUCUUAUUGUCUCGUGCCUGCUGGGGGUUUCAACACUCUAAAUAUACAAUACUAACUUUUACAUCUCAGGUGUUUUUUCCCCUCAUAAUGUUACAAGUUUAUUUUGGUACUUAAAUUAAAAUUUAUUAUGUGAGGUUUUAUUUGACUAAUUUCAACAAUCUUGCAAAAAUAUUGACAAAAAAUUGUGACUUUUUAUUAUCAUAUUAAUAUAUUUUUCUUUUAAAACAUAGUCAAAUACAUGUCCCAUGACUCCAACCUAAUUCUUAAUUACUUACAAUUUGCACCAAAUUCUUCUAAUUAAAAUGUUUUGGUUUAUUAACAUUUUUUUUACUUGACUAAAAAUGACAGAUUUUUUUUUUUUUUUUGUGAAAUUGCAACUUUUUUGUGUGUAUUGUGCUUUUUCUUGGUAUCAUUAUAAAGACCUAAUUCUCAUAUGCAUGUCCAAUAACUCCGACUUAACUCUUAAUUACUUAAAAUCUGCACCGAAUUCUUCUAAUUAAAAUGUUUUGGUUUAUUAACUUUUUCUUUUUUUUUUACUUGACUAAAAAUGAGAAAACAUAUUUUUGUGAAAUUGCAACUUUUUUGUGCGUAUUGUGCUUUUUCUUCGUGUUAUUAUGAAGACCUAAUUCUCAUAAUGUGACAAAAAGUACAAAAAUGUUCGUAGAAAAUGGACCUUUGUUGUACAACUAAAUAUUUUUUAUUGACACAUUUUGACUGAAAAAGUUAUAACAUUUCACAAAUUUUUUUUUGGCCUUUUUUAUACUAUUUAGACUUGAUUCUCAUAAAUCCAAGUUGAUAUAAAUUCUAAUUAAAAUGUUUUGGAUCAUUAACUUUUUUUUUUUCUUGACUAAAAAUGAGAGAACAUUUUUUUUGUGAAAUCCCAACUUUUUUUUGUGUAUUGUGCUUUUUCUUCGUAUUAUUAUGAAGACCUAAUUCUCAUGAUGUGACAAAAAGUACAAAAAUGUUCGUAGAAAAUGGACCUUUCUUGUCCAACAAAAUAUUUUUUAUUGGCAUAUUUUGACUAAAACAUGCUAACAUUUCACAUUUUUUGCCUUUAUUAUGCUAUUUAGAAGGACCUCUGAUAUAAAAUAACCCUUCCAACACGCACCAAGCCAGCGUGGAAGGUGUAGGCUAAUAACCAGCAUGAGAAGUACGCCAAAUGGCAGAAACAUGCUGAGGCUAUUUGUCCAGCAGCGGCUGAUGAUGAUGAUACUAUUUAGACUUGAUUCUCAUAAAUCCAAGUUGAUAUAGAUUAUUCUAAUUAAAAUACUUUGGUUUAUUAACUUUUUUUUUUUUACUUGACUAAAAAUGAGAAGAAAAAAUAUUGUGAAAUUGCAACUUUUUUUUUGUGUAUUGUGCUUUUUCUUCGUAUUAUUAUGAAGACCUAAUUCUCAUAAUGUGACAAAAAUUACAAACAUUUUCGGAGAAAAUGGACCUUUCUUGUACAACUGAAUAUUUUUUAUUGACAAAUUUUGACCUAAAAAUGAUAACAUUUCACAACAUUUGUUUUACCUUUGUUAUACUAUUUAGACUUUAUUCUCAUAAAUCCGGGUUGAUUUUGAAUGUGCAACUUUUUUUUACUCAUAGCUCGGUUGGUAGAGCGGCCGUGCCAGCAACUUGAGGGUUGCGGGUUCCAUUCCCGCUUCCGCCAUCCUAGUCACUGCCGUUGUGUCCUUGGGCAAGACACUUUACCCACCUGCUCCCAGUGCCACCCACACUGGUUUAAAUGUAACUUAGAUAUUGGGUUUCACUAUGUAAAGCGCUUUGAGUCACUAGAGAAAAGCGCUAUAUAAAUAUAAUUCACUUCACUUACUCUUCUUAUUCAUUUUUCACAUAAAAUUCCAUAGUUCUCAUUCAUAACUAGCAAUAUUUUGUUUGACCUUAUGCUCAAAAAAUGAAGGCUUUCAUCCUGCAAUAUUAUUUGUGUAAUUCUGACCCAUUGCAACAUUAUCUUCUAAAACUGUAUUAUUCUUGAAAUGUAUAUAUAUUUUUAAAAUUCUGACUUUUUAUACAUUUUUAACGCCUUGCAAUAUUUCAAGAUCGUUCUCUGACUUCUGGUUUCUUCUCCCAGUGUGGCCCUAAUAAUCCUGGGUGGGGAAGUGAUGACAUUUGUAAAGAGUGUGUUUAUAAAUAGAAAUCUAUAUAAAAGUGUGUGUGAGUGAGAGAGAGAGAGAGUGUGUGUAAAGCCAAAUAAAUGUCCCUGCCUCUUGUCGACCCCUCACCACCGCACGGACAGCCUCAGGCUGUGUGAGGACGCAACAAGCGUUUACAGGUGUGAUGUUGAAGUUGAUCAUGUGGCUCCUUAACCUUCCUCUUGUGUUAGCUUUCUGUUACCAUCUCUUAUGUUAACGGGUCGGUUUUGACCCAUGUUUUAAAUCAGCUGUAAAAUACACUAAAAACAAUUAUCUAUCAUCCAAUUUGUUUCUCAUCUCUUGGUUACCUUGUUAGGCUUCCUUAUCCUUAAAAAUAUUGGUUUUAAUAUUUUUGGUUUGGGCCAUUGGGCCUUAUUUUGUCAGUAUACCCCUCCAUUUCAAUUUUUAAAAAUGGUAAAACGAACCUCAAGAGAAUCAUAUAAAUAAAAAAAGGUUGUUGUGUUACCUAACUAUUACUAAGGAGUAUUAGAACAUAUCUCUUAAAUAAAUGUGUUUUGUUUAUUUUUUCAUUUUAAGAAUUUUAACUAUAGUAACAUCUAUGGUGUUACGGGUCAAUUUCGACCCACAUAUAUUUACUUCAAGAAAAAGGCUAAAAAGUAUUUUUUUCAGCAACAGAAAUCCAACAUCAAACAAACAACCAAUCAAGCAAAUGAAACCAAGAGAAAUAGAUUACUAGUUCCAAAACUAAUAAAAAAACAAAAUCAGAGUGGCAAAAAGUGACACUUUUAGUGUCCGUCUUUUGUUUGUUUUUGUACAGGAUAACAAGGUAAAAUGAGAAUCCACUAAAGCUCACAUGAUUGAGAGAGGAGCUGGCUGUCAGUGUGUUCAGUUUUGGCUGUUAUCAUUGCUUUAUCAUCUUAUUUUUAUUACCGUGUCGAAACCGACCCUAACAACACCAAGGGCAUCAUUUCUACCAGAGCAAUUUAUAAUUUAGUGAAAAAAAUUAAAACGUUUUAUUUUGUUAACAAAGAGGUUCCUGACCAAGUCAAAAAGCUUUGAUGCAAAAAAAUAAAUGUACGUGGUGUUUUUAUGCAUUUAAAAACUAAAACGGGUCGGUGCCGACCCUAACGCAAGACGAAGGUUAAAGCCUGCCUCGGUCGACCUUUUUUCAGAAUAAAUGUCAGACGAGAAGGGCGAGGAAGACACCAGCAUGGUUCCAUCCCUCUUUCAUACCAUCUCCUCCUCCCCUUGCUGAAUGGAACUUUAUUUUGUCAUGCUCCUUUUUUUUUUUUUUUUUUAAUCUACUCUCCAUUAGUUUGCAGAGAGCACAAUAUUAUAUUGAUGUAUUUUUCUUUAGCACGCAUUUCACCGGCACCAAUUGCUCCCAAAUGAGCUGAACGUUUGCUACUUCCUGUUUUGUCUCGUUGCACUUCGCGUUGCAUAUAAAGCCUCCCUCCACACACACACACACACACACACACACACAAAACAUGUUUAUUACGCUUUGGCGUGACACGCUGAGCCGAGCGACCUUGUGACCUGUGAACCCUCCCCUUCUGUAGAUGCUAAUCCACUUGUAGUGCUAAUCCGUGUACAUUCACAAAUAAACUGUAUUUUACCAAAAUAAAAGCUCAUUUUCA
Messenger RNA from Nerophis ophidion (straightnose pipefish), 8813 nucleotides. RefSeq names its product adducin 3 (gamma) a (gene add3a). The record is from RefSeq and is a predicted model, not a curated record. The transcript is spliced from 19 exons. Lineage: Eukaryota; Metazoa; Chordata; Actinopteri; Syngnathiformes; Syngnathidae. Gene Ontology annotation, molecular function: actin filament binding. Gene Ontology annotation, biological process: barbed-end actin filament capping. Gene Ontology annotation, cellular component: postsynaptic density; cytoskeleton; plasma membrane. The coding region runs from base 498 to 2561 and encodes 687 amino acids.